Molecule: messenger RNA, 972 nt
Organism: Naegleria lovaniensis
Lineage: Eukaryota; Heterolobosea; Eutetramitea; Acrasida; Naegleriidae
Exons: 1
Coding region: 1-972 (323 amino acids)
Source: RefSeq, a predicted model, not a curated record
AUGAACCGAUUUCUUCCUUUAUCACGCCCGACUCAAUCCGCUUCACACAAGAAUGAGAAGGAAGCGUUUUGUCAAAAGUGUUUCACUAGUGGGCAUUGGACCUAUCAGUGCACUGAGAAAAAUUCAUCAACUCAAUAUAUUAAAAGGCCAUCCUAUACGCAACGAUUGGAAAUGAUGAGAAAAGGAAUUCCUUUUCAUGAUGAUGACAACUUUUUGGAUUCGGAAUUAAAACCUAAAGUCAUUGAAGACGAGGAUGCCAUAUGGACCAAUAGUGAUAGUGAUAGUUAUUUAAAUCCAAAUGGAUCAGGCGGUGAUUCAUCUUCUAGUAGCAGCAGCAGCACGAGUAGUUAUAGCAGCGGAAGUGAUGCAGCCAAAAAGAAGAAGAAGAAGAGGAAAAUUACAAAAAAGAGAAAGAGAAGAGCAUCGACAAGUAGCAGCAGCAGUGGUAGCUCAUCGGAGUCAUCUUCUGAAGAGGAGGAGCCAUCAAAAGAACACAAAGUAGAAAAUGAAGCCUUACUUGAAUACAGAAAGAGAUUAAAACAAGAAUUAGAACGACAAUUGCAACAACAUAAGGAAGAAGAGGAAUCUGCAUCGAAACAAUCAACAGCUCAAUCUUCUGAAACUAGCAAGCUGAAUAAGAAUGAAGAAUCAUCAUCAACAUCUGGAAGACGUCUCGGAUCGUCAACAUCCGAUUCCUCAAGAUUGCAAGGUACCACUGUAUGUGCAUCUACACUAGGCGCAUCCACUGCGAAACGAGGAAUUGAGAUGGCAGCUGAACGAAUGGCUCAAGAACAACGAUUUUCUUCACAAAAUCGACGUUUUGGAAAUAAUGACAGAAGGUCCUACGAUAAACAGGGAUCUACAGAUCGAUCUGUGAAUGAGGAUCGUGCAGAAUCAUCUCAAAGAUCAGCUCCACCUCCAAGAACCUAUCAGUCCAACAGAUACGGAAGAGUCAAAGAUGAUACCAAAUAG